Molecule: messenger RNA, 888 nt
Organism: Darwinula stevensoni
Lineage: Eukaryota; Metazoa; Arthropoda; Ostracoda; Podocopida; Darwinulidae
Source: the annotation of a GenBank genome assembly
AUGCAGUCGUUCGUUGUUCUCCGAGAAGCAUACCUUCCAGUGCCGAACUCAACGAGAUACAUCAAGAUGGUGUACGAGCCAUACUUGCCUGCGCAGACUCCAGCGUACCAGAACAAGAAUUGGAAUCAAUCUUUGGCAGCCUGCAAGGCUGAUGGGGGGUGGUUGGCCAUCGACAAUGACGACACAAUCCACCAAUACCUGUAUAACAUUCUCAUGGCCAAUGGAAUAUUUCCUAACUACAAGGCUCUCUGGAUUGGCGGAUAUUCCACGACCGACAAAUGGCAUUGGGAGCUCCUCGAUGGGACCAAGAUCACCCUGACUGGACUGGGUCAAGCGAAGUUCGCCCCUGGACAUCCGGAUGGGACUGGCGGUGGCCUACAUUUUUUCGCAACCCUUGGCUCAUAUUGCUGUGGAUUUUGGUCGGAUUGGGAUUACACUGUGGCCUGGAGCCCGGGAGGCUACUUCUGCGAGAUCAUGCUCCCUUGAUUUUCACAGUUUCCUUGUUCCUUGUAUUCCUGCAGAUGGCUGCACAUUCCCAGUGUUGGCCUCGGAAUACUUCUCGCACGUUCUCUCACACAUUGAUGGAAUUUCAUAUGAUUGCGAAUUCACCCAUUCCUGCAAAAUGUUUUUCUUGUCAUGAGUUUCUGGAACGCAGCAGCCGUAGUUCAAAAGUAUUGUGCUACAUAAACAGUUUUUAUCCCAGAGUGGAAAAGAAAAAACAUCACUGUCCUUCAGUCAACCACUCCCUUCAUGCUUUACUCGCCUAUUGCAGUUGUGACUUCACGGUUUUAUCAAUUGGGUUGCGCUUGGUGUAUUUUUAGUGAGUAUGUAUAUAUCGAACAUUUCAUGACGAAGUCUCCGUGACUUAUUACACCACUGGUAAAAAAG